Molecule: messenger RNA, 1397 nt
Organism: Zingiber officinale
Lineage: Eukaryota; Viridiplantae; Streptophyta; Magnoliopsida; Zingiberales; Zingiberaceae
Product: probable F-box protein At2g36090
Exons: 1
Coding region: 63-983 (306 amino acids)
Molecular function (GO): protein binding
Source: RefSeq, a predicted model, not a curated record
UCUUCCUCCGACUUCUUCCAUCGAUCUGAGCCCGAAAUUCAGAGGCUUGGUUUUUUGGAAUUAUGGCGACUGCUACCAUCGAAGACCUCCACCCGGACAUGCUCGCCGGCGCUCUCCGUCUUCUCGACGGGCCUGACCUCGCCUCCCUUAGCUGCGCCACCUCUCGCUUUCGGUCCCUUGUGGGAGAACCUGACCUCUGGCGCGACCUCUGCCUCUCCUCUUGGCCCUCCCUCCGGCACCCGCGCCUCAUCCGGCUUCUGGAAUCCUCGCACCGCUCCUUCUUCGCCGACGUGUUCGCUUCCCCUGUUUGUACGCUCCCUAGCUUCCCCUGCGACAGCGAUGAGGAAGCCAGCCUUCCGUCGGAGCUCAUCUCCGCUGUCGAACUCCGCCAUCGCAACUCUGUUAUUUUAUCCCUGGUCGCGGAGACCGACACGUCGACGUCGUGGUUCAGGGCCGCGCCGUUUCGCCUCGACGCCGAGGUGGAGAGGAAGGACGACGGGGGUUCCUUCUUUUUCUCGCCGGAGGAGCUGACGCUGAGCUGGAUCGUCAUCGACCCGCAGAGUAGACGGGCGGUUAGCGCGACGAGCCGGCGGCCGGUGGCGGUCAACCGGCACUGGAUCACCGGCGAGACGGUGCUGCGGUUCGCGUUGGUGCUUAGCGAUGAGUGCGCCGUCGGGGCGGUGGUUAAAUGCGGAGAGGAAUCAGGGGAAGUGCGGGAGAUAAACCUGGUGGCGGAAGGCGUGGAAGGGGCGUGCUUGAGCGGGAGGGAGGGCCUGGCGGUGCUCCGGUCGGCGAUGGAGGGCGGUAGGCAGAGAUGGAAAGAGGAAGAGGAGGACGCGAGGAGGAGGUGGGAGGAAUUCGAAGGGCGCAGACAGAAGAGGAAGGAGACGGCGGCGAGGAUGGAGAGGUUGGUGGACCUGGCCUUCGCUGCCGUGGGCGCCGCGGCGUUCCUGGCCCUCUUCGCCUUCGUCGUCGUGAGGUAGCAACCGUUGGAUCAGUCCCGGUCCGCCUGAACCGGAGAGAACGGCGAUCUUUCUCUAUAUAUAUUUUUUGUAUUUUUUUAUACAAAUAAAAUUCAAAAUAGUACAGCAAUAAUAAUUAUAUUUGCACAUGAAUAAAUUAAAUAAAGUGUAUAUAGUGACUUGAAAUGGUCCAUUAUUCUUUGGGCCCACCAAGCCCAUGUGGGUUUUGGUGAUCCAUCAUUUGUUUGGAGAUUUAUGACUGUUACCAUCAUGUAGCUGAAUGAUACAGGGCUUCAUUGUGCAGAUUGCCUUCAGGGUUGAUGACACUCAGGGAUUCCUAAAACGGAGCACUCAGAUACUUUGAGUUUAUAAAUUCAGUGUAUCCAAAGUAUCAUUGGUUAGUUUGAUAAGUUUUUAAUAAAUAAUUAUUGAAGA